CGCGGCACGUGCUGAACGCCGUCAGGGGAUCCCCAAGGAAAGCCUGGGGUGUUGGGGCAUGAGCCAUGGAAAAGAAUGACAUAAUUGACUUCAAGGCUUUGGAGAAAGAGCUGCAGGCUGCACUAGCUGCUGAUGAGAAGUACAAACGGGAGAAUGCUGCCAAGUUGCGGGCAGUAGAGCAGAGAGUGCCUUCCUAUGAGGAGUUCAGGGGUAUUGUCCUUGCAUCACAUCUAAAGCCACUGGAGCGAAAGGACAAGAUGGGAGGAAAGAGAACUGUGCCCUGGAAUUGCCAUACUACUCAGGGAAGGACUUUCCAGGAUAUGGCCACUGAAAUAUCCCAGGAGAAAACUCCAUUCCAGCCCAAGACUUCAGCAGAGUUCUACCGCGAUUGGAGGCGACACAUGAGGAGCGGGCUAGAGCGCUAUCAGGCCCUGCUGCAGCUCGGGGGUCCUAGGUUGGGCCACCUCUUCCAGACAGAUGUGGGAUUUGGACUUCUAGGGGAGCUCCUGGUAGCACUGGCUAAUCAUGUGAGGCCAAGUGAUCGGGUUACUGUUUUGGGGAUCCUGCAUAGCCUGGCCAACACUGGGCGCUUCACCUUGAACAUGAGCCUGCUGAGCCAGGCAGAGAAGGAGAGUUGCCAAUGCCUAUUUCAGAAGCUACAGGCUAUGAGCACGCCCAAACUCCUGCAGGAAGGCCUCAGCCAGAAGAAGUUGGGUGCAGAGGAGCUGUCUGAUGGGCUUCAGGAGGAAGAGAACCUCCUAGAAGAGCUACUCAGGCUCUACCAGGUUCGCUGAGAGGCCCGGUUGCCCUCAAAGAUACCAGUGGUACCUGGGGGUAUGUUGUGCUGUUUGGUGUUAGUUUUUUUGUGAGAUUG
Messenger RNA from Perognathus longimembris pacificus (Pacific pocket mouse), 874 nucleotides. It is a transcript of the gene Dnaaf19, whose product is annotated as coiled-coil domain containing 103. The transcript is spliced from 4 exons. Bases 66 to 794 code for a protein of 242 amino acids. The record is from RefSeq and is a predicted model, not a curated record. Gene Ontology annotation, cellular component: outer dynein arm. Gene Ontology annotation, biological process: inner dynein arm assembly; determination of left/right symmetry; epithelial cilium movement involved in extracellular fluid movement. Lineage: Eukaryota; Metazoa; Chordata; Mammalia; Rodentia; Heteromyidae.